This is a messenger RNA of Colletotrichum spaethianum, 2547 nucleotides long. RefSeq names its product cytochrome b5-like reductase apf12. Gene Ontology annotation, cellular component: cytosol. NCBI's taxonomy places the organism in Eukaryota, Fungi, Ascomycota, Sordariomycetes, Glomerellales, Glomerellaceae. The transcript is spliced from 3 exons. The coding region runs from base 1 to 2547 and encodes 848 amino acids. Gene Ontology annotation, molecular function: flavin adenine dinucleotide binding; FMN binding; heme binding. The record is from RefSeq and is a predicted model, not a curated record.
AUGUUUGGCGAAGAGCAAAGCAAGGGCAAGGGCAAAGGGGACGAUGGCCGGCCCCAGCUACCGCGCCAUGUUCUCAGUGCGUGGGAGAGGGUUUGCAGGCAGUUGGGGAGACCCUUGACUGGGCGGGUGCCCGCCGACGACGUUCUCAACAACGCUGUGGGCAAUGACUCCUUCAGUCUGAGCAGCACCUACUUUGGUCUCCCCGAGGAGCGGCUCUCCUCGGGGCUUCAGGGCACGAUGGAGGCCGUUUUUGCCCCCGCGCUCUCUGCCAUGGCGCUCGCGCAGAGCGGUGUGCUGGCCGACCAGCCCGACCUGGUCGCGCAUUGCCUGGAGAGUCUGGCGGCGCGCAUCGUAAAGUGCGCCCACGUGUUCGAAGCUAUGACGCCGCGCGACACGGCACACUUCGACCCCGUCGUCUGGAUCAAGACGUAUCCCGCCAUGGGCCGCGCGGUGACGUCUGGCGAGCUGGGGAACAGCGGCGUUGAUGCACCACUGUUCCAUGCGCUGGACGCGUUCAUUGGCCGCCAGGAUGUUAAGGGUGACUUGAAGGGGAUGCAGAGCGAUAGACGGGCCACGCUGCCGGCCAACAUUCGCGCUUUUCUGGAUGCCCUUGGUGACGGAGCCGGAAGCGUCAAGGACUACGUCGCUGCUGUCCCUUCCCGGCAACAACAUCUGUCCCCUGAAGAGCAGUCACAAUAUCAGCAUCUCUCAGCAGCGUGGGAUGGGCUUUUGCAAAUGUACAUCUGGUUCCUCGAGCGGCACCGCGUCAAGGCUGUUGGCGUUACGGGCGUGAGCUUGAACACGGGGCGACACUCGACAAGUACCGGCGUCAAGAGCAGCGACCAGGACAAAGGCGCGGCAGGAGGAAAACCAAAGAUGCGCCCCGAGACCAUGCUCAGCAUGCAAAUGAAGAAGGGCAUGGCGUCACGACUGGGCGGUCGGCCGCUGUGGCAGAACGCGCAUGUGCAGUCGCAGAGCGUGUACCAAGGCAGCGUGGUGGUGGUCAAAAUCAUCGCACCAGCGACGGUUGCGUGCAUCCUCCCAGAAGAUGAUGAUUCGUCGUCAGACAUUAGUGACGAUGAUACCGAGCCGAGAUUCUACUCUAUCGCCCGUGCAAUGCCAGAUGUUGCUGAUGGCGCGACAGAAUUAGGGGUGAGAGGUAUGAUCAUCACUCUGACAGUCGGUCAACAAUCGCCCGAGGGACUUGUCUCCUCCUUCCUCAGCACUGCCGCUGAAGGCACACAUCUGCGCCUUCGUCCCUGGCCUUCUCCGCGUUUCCGCCAGCCACGUGAACUGGCCGUGCCACUGGUGCUGAUUGGUCAGGGCAGCGGCGUCGGCCCCUUCUUGGGCUUCCUGCACGACCGGGCGGCAUGGGCACAGCGGCUCGAUCACAGCCAAGACGACAUCAGUGAUGUAGGCGAGGUUCUCCUCCUGGUGGCUGCCAGAACACGUCGUCAUGUCCCCUGUCCACUCGACAGCCUGGAGCAACUGACCAGGACAUUGCCACUGACCAUAGUCUUGGCUCUCAGCCAGGAGACACACCUCUUGAUCCGCAACGGGACCUGGACUCGGCUCCCCCAGGGAGAACGGCGAGUAAUGCGCCAUUUGAUAGAGCACCGGGACUAUGUUCAGCGGCUCGUCAAGGAAAAGAGCGGCCACGUCUUUGUCUGCGGCAGCUCCGAAUUUGGAGCUACGGUGAUGAGCAGUCUUAAACUGGACCAACCUCAACAGCAGCAGCAGCAGCAGCAGCAAGAACUCAAAGCACGAGACGUAAAUGACGAGUCCUACUAUGACAACCACACACAAAUACCCUCCCCUCCGGCGUAUUGGUACCAACUGCACCAAGAUCUCUUCACUACGGUGAAAAGACCUUCCACCUCACGGUCUUCUUCCUGCUCCUCAUCCUCGUCCCGCUCGUCUUCAACCCCAACAAGCCCCGAAAACCCUAUCAUCAGCCUCUCCAACCUUGCAGCACACAACUCCAUCACCUCGUGCUGGACUGCCAUCGACGGAACAGUCUACGACAUGACUCCCUUCCUGGCCACCCAUCCGGGUGGACCCAAAACGCUGCUUGAGUCAGCAGGCACCAUCGCCGACGCGCGCUUCGCCGAAACGCACGGCGGGCCGCACGCCCAGGAGAUUAGGGGCUAUCUCCAAAGCUAUGCCAUUGGGCGUCUGUCUACAGCUACCACAGGCCCUGGCACGCAGACAAACACGGCAAAACUCAUCGAUGCCAUGGUAAGGAUUCAAAACGCGCUCACCAAUAAUAGCGCCUUUGACGCAAGCCGUGGACCGGUGCCCAUGUACGUGUACGAGGAUGCUCUACUCGUUUUUGCCGAUGGCCUAGACGUUGUGGUCGGCAUCCUGUCAGACGUUACCACUAACAGUCGCUCCUCUAAGCUGAGAGAAACUGUGAUAAACACGCAGUCGCUAUUGAAAAAAGCUUUCACGGUUCUGAAAGACGGGUGCAAGGGUUGCCUGGUGGCUGCUGGCUCCAAGGGCUCCGGGCCCCCUCCUCGACGCUCCUUGACGAGAGUGAGGAUUUGA